GGCAGUUUUUUUUUUUUUUUUUUUUUUUUUGUCUUAACUGACUAUGUGUGACUAAAAGGCUGAAUUUUACUUGCAACUUUGCUGCUGAGAAUACGGCCCAAUUUUUUCAUAGAAGAAUAGUGCUCUUUAAGAAAUAAUAGUUUUUAAAUGUUUAUCUCUAUGCCCAAGAAAAGACGUUAGCCAAAUCUACGAUCACCAACAGAAGACUGAGGACACCUUUAGUUUCUGUGUCAUCUUACGCGAUUCCUGUGGGAACCCUUCUGUGUUUUAGAAACAAUCAAAUAAACCAUUAAGCACACUUCCUCAUGCUGAAAACAACAAUCCAUGUGUAGCCAGUGGGUGGCGCAGCUUGGUGAACUGUUGCUCUUUGUUCUGGUCGCCCAGGCAGCUCUCAAACCAGCAAUGCCCCCUGUGAUCAAGGACCAACCUUUCAACGUUUUCUGGGCUGCCCCUACUUUGUUUUGUAAAAAUAAUUUCGAUGUAAAUAUGAAUCUUCAAAAGUUUAACAUCAUUCAAAAUCCUUUCGAAACACAGAGUGGAUCCACUAUUGCCGUAUUUUAUCCAAAGGAACUCGGGUAUUAUCCGUAUUUCUCUGAAGAUGGAACAUCCUUCUAUGGUGGAAUACCUCAGAAUGUGAACCUCUCUGAGCACCUCAGGAAAAGUGCCAGUGACAUUGCGGAUGCUGUCACUUUGUGGAGAUCAGAAGGACUUGCUGUCAUCGACUGGGAAGGCUGGAGACCCCAGUGGGAUAGGAAUUGGGGCAGCAGAAUAAUAUAUAAAAACCACUCGCUAGCCUUCACUCGACACCACCAUCCUGACUGGGCGGAAACGAAAGUGAGAACAGUUGCCCAGCAAGAAUUUGAAAAUGCUGGAAGAAGUUUUAUGAACGUUACUCUCACGUUGGCUUUAGAAAUGAGACCAAAGCGUUUAUGGGGCUUCUAUCUCUAUCCAGAUUGCUAUAACUAUGAUUACCGGAUAAAUCCAGAGUUCUACACAGGUAGUUGCCCAGAUGAUGAAAUUUUCCGCAAUGACCAACUCAUGUGGCUGUGGGAAAAAAGUGCGGCACUUUAUCCUUCUAUAUAUUUGAGUAAAAUAUUAAAAUCAAACUUAAAUGCACUGAAAUUCGUUCACUUUCGAGUGAGAGAAGCCCUAAGAGUUGCCGAGAUGGCUAGAAAGGACUAUGCUUUGCCAGUUUUUAUUUUUUCCAGACCAUUUUAUUUGCAGAGUAUUGAGGCUCUAUCAGAGGAGGACUUAGUGCACACAAUUGGUGAAAGUGCUGCACUGGGAGCAGCAGGAGUAAUCUUGUGGGGAGGAUAUGACUAUGCUGAUACAAAGAAUACUUGCUUAUCUGUGCAACAAACUGUUCAUGGGCAAUUGGGCCCCUAUGUUAUCAAUGUAACAUCAGCAGCAAAGCUCUGUAGUCAAAGUCUAUGUACCAGUCAUGGAAGAUGUGUUCGAAAAACACCCGAAUCCUCCUUUUAUCUGCAUAUGCCUGAGGAUAGCCGCAAGAAUUAUGUCACAAACAAGAGUUUCAAUUUUGUCAUUUCUCCAAAAAAUAAGCUGAAGACAAUAAUGAAUAUGAAGAAUGGAUUUAUGUGUCACUGUUACUAUGGUUGGCAAGGAGAGUCCUGCAAAUCUCAUUCUCCAAAUCUCCAAAAGAACAAGGCUCCUGCAACUGGAUUUAAUUCAGUAGCUUCCGUUGGCAUGGCCUUAUUUGUGAUUCUGAUGAAUUUUUUUCCUAUUCCCUAAAACCCUAAAGAUAAAAAAAAAUCAUUAUUUUUCUUUGAUUUCAAGCCUUUUCUAAUGAAUUUUUAGUUUUAAGUUUCAUACAAGUUGUUUGAUGCUUACUUCAUGCUGGGCAAUAGGACUAGACCUGUCCUCAUGGAGCUUAGAAAUUAAGAAUAAAGAAGCGAUAAAUAGACACAUAUGAUGGUGAUAGUAGUUUAUAGAAUAAAGUGAAGACAGGUUUAGGGCAUUAGAAAGUAUUAGAGAACACUGGGAAUUUUAUAAAAGUUUGUCACAUAAGGCCUUUAGAGUGACAAAAUCAAAUAGCAGAUGAAUUAGGUCAACAUUACCAGGUAGCCAGAUAUUAGAGUUUCUUCCUGUAAUCUGAGCACCUGGAAGGCAGAGAUUGAUUACAAGUUCAAGGCCAGCAUGGUUUACAAAGUGAGCUAAAGUCAGUCAAGACAACUUAAUGAGAGUUUGUCUAAAAAAAAAAAAAAAGGAAAAUAGAAACAAAAUAGGAAAGACCCAAAAGAAUGUAAAUUGUCUGUCUGGGGAAUGUGUUCUUGAAAUAAAAAAGAGCAAAUCUAGAGGAAACAACUCUGCAUUCCAGGGAUUGUAAACUUUUAAAUAACAAGCAACACAACAAUAACAAAACAACAAAAACACCACCACCAACAAGGACACCACUAGGAUACUUACCUAGGGAGAUGAAAAUGACUCUUUAAAUGGUUUCAUCAAGGAUUAACUUUAUUCAGAGGAUGUUUGCCUCAUCAAUAUGAAAAGUAAAUUCUAAUGGCUUUCUUUACAAUAGGAUUUAUGUUAGAGAUUCUUUUGUUUGAUACUUUUUUGGUUUAUUGAAAUAUACUAUACCUAAACAGUCUGUUAAUUGUCACUGGAUGGUAAUUCAUUUAAAAUUUUUGUUAUGGUGACCUUACAUAACCUAGCUGUAAUCCAAAUAAUUUUAUUUCACAAAGACACAGUAUUUUCACAGAGACUCAAUAGAGUGUGGUGUCCUAAAUACUAUUUAUUUUCUAAGGCUAGGAAAGGUAUUUUCCUGUCGAAAAUGUCCCAAAUUUUGCACUAUUAAGCAGAUAUCAUCCUGGAACACACACAGAACUUUAUAAAAUAUCAUAUUCAGAUUCUCAUACUAACACUAAUUGUUUCAUUAACUCAUUAUUCCAUAAUGUAUUCUGAGAAAAAGUAAAAAAGUAGAGAAGCUGCAUGGGAAGCUAGGUUGAUGGGCAUGUAUAAAUUCUGUUUUGUUGGUCUCCUGUAGCACAAAAACUAUAUUUACAGGAACUAAAGCCUUCCCCACAAAUAUACAAUGUUUUUCAUGAAUAUUCAGUUGCCUACUAUGUCAUACAAGAAGCAAUGGUUCUUCCUAGUCUUCCAGUGAUGAAAAAUUAUUUAACAGCUAUUAUAUCAGGGGUCAGACACUGAACUUCUAGUAAAGCAGGAAAGGCAGAUAUUAAGUAUUAACACCAUCUUGAAGAUGAAGGAAACAAAACAGGUAAAGAGUAAUAGAGACAUGCUCAGUUGUUUCCAGCCACCAGUGGACACACUAGAGGUAGGACCCACUGUUUAAAACGCCCCUGAAAUAAUUAGGAAAUAUGAAAGGACUGGUCUAUGACGAGAAAGGGGGAAAACAAUUAGUAGAAGAAAUGCUAGCAAUCCCAGAUAGUCAUUUACAAAUUCCCAAAUAAGAACACUAUUAAAUUUUAUUUCACUAGUAUUAUAAAAUAAAAACAAUACCAC
Messenger RNA from Arvicanthis niloticus (Nile rat), 3480 nucleotides. RefSeq names its product hyaluronidase-4-like. Gene Ontology annotation, molecular function: hyalurononglucosaminidase activity. Gene Ontology annotation, cellular component: cytoplasmic vesicle. The record is from RefSeq and is a predicted model, not a curated record. Gene Ontology annotation, biological process: carbohydrate metabolic process; hyaluronan catabolic process. Lineage: Eukaryota; Metazoa; Chordata; Mammalia; Rodentia; Muridae.